This is a messenger RNA of Chelmon rostratus (copperband butterflyfish), 1716 nucleotides long. It is a transcript of the gene rrad, whose product is annotated as Ras-related associated with diabetes. The transcript is spliced from 5 exons. The coding region runs from base 95 to 1024 and encodes 309 amino acids. Gene Ontology annotation, cellular component: plasma membrane. The record is from RefSeq and is a predicted model, not a curated record. Gene Ontology annotation, molecular function: calcium channel regulator activity; GTP binding; GTPase activity. Gene Ontology annotation, biological process: negative regulation of high voltage-gated calcium channel activity. NCBI's taxonomy places the organism in Eukaryota, Metazoa, Chordata, Actinopteri, Chaetodontiformes, Chaetodontidae.
CCGCGUUUUCGGCUACAACAACUCUUCAAACCAAGGAUUAUUGGAUUGCCCUGGUUGGAUUUAAUUGCCAGCACCGAACCUCGGCACAAGCAUAAUGACUCUGAACAAGGGUGACAAAUUGCGGAACAUGGACAAGAGAAGAGGAAGCAUGCCGUUCCCCAUGAAUCUACCAAACCUUCACCGGAGAAGCAUGCCCGUGGACGACCGGGACCUGCGCGCCACGAUGCCACAGACGGGGCAAACCGACGAGCUGUCCAACCUCCUUCGCUGCACGUCCUACUCCCCGAACGAGCAGCACCGAGGCAGCUGCGCGUCGGACUCCUCCGACUCUGUGAUCUCCACCGGCAGCGAGGCGGAGUCGCAGGUGUACAAGGUGGUUCUCCUCGGGGAGCACGGCGUCGGCAAGUCCAGCCUGGCGCGCGUCUUUGGAGGAGUUGAGGAUGCCGGUCACGACUGCGAUGAAGCAGGAAACACAUAUGACAGAGCUAUCGUGGUGGAUGAAGAGGAGGCAUCCAUUGUCUUGUACGACAUCUGGGAACAGGAUAACAGCCAGUGGCUGAAGGAACAGUGCAUGAGGAUGGGAGACGCCUACAUCAUUGUGUAUUCAGUGACAGACAAGUCAAGCUUUGAGAAGGCGUCAGAGCUGCGUAUUCAGCUGCGUCGGGCCAGGCAGUCAGAGAACAUUCCCAUCAUCCUUGUGGGCAACAAGAGUGACCUGGUGCGAUCCAGAGAAGUGUCUGUAGACGAGGGAAGUGCCUGUGCAGUGGUGUUCGACUGCAAGUUCAUUGAGACAUCUGCAUCCCUUCACCACAACGUGCAGGACCUGUUCGAGGGCAUCGUCAGGCAGAUCCGCUUGAGGAAAGACAGCAAGGAGGAGAACGCACGACGCAUGGCCAACUGCAGGCGUAGGGAGAGCAUCGGCAAGAAGGCCAAGCGGUUUCUGGGCCGCAUGGUCGCACGCAAGAACAAGAAGAUGGCUUUUAGGCAGAAGUCAAAGUCCUGCCAUGACCUGACAGUUCUCUGAGGACCAGAUGGGACAGAUGGACAGUUUUUCUUUGGCCUCUGAAGACCAGACGCUGUGUGUGUUUUAACACUAACACUAAAGGACUAAUAGAGCUGUACAGAUAUAUAUUUUUAUUUUUUAGACACCAACCAAGCAAAGAAAGGACUUCAUUAAUAAAACUGAUAUCAUUAUCACGAUAAUGGUGAUAACCUGCAUGAAGCUUUGCAAACAUUUAUUUUAUUUCUUUUUUGUUUCGUUUUGUUUGUUCGCCUUAAAACCUGUUGCUGUCAUAAUAUGAUCAGUAUGUAUGAAAAAUCCACAAAGGCUUGUUGUUUCUAAUAAGUUGCAAAGAUUGCCUUGCUGUUGGGUUAUUGUUGUGCUCCUUGACUGGAGGGGAUUGAUGUAUAUAUUAUAACAUGAAUAAUGCUGAAUGCAACAUACAUCUCAUUAUCCUAAAAGACACGGUACAGAAUCACAAUACUAGGUCAUCUGGAGUCAUAUUUACUUGAAACGCGGUACGCAGGUUCGUGCCUCGGCCAAGUUACUGAGGACUAGUCGAAGAUUAGAGAAAACUUCUGUUAUUCUAUGUUGUUCCAUAACAUUGAAUUCAGGUUGUGAAUGUAAGAGUAAAGCAAUAAGUUAUAUUAGUCUUGUGAACCUUGACAUUAUUUGGAAAUUCUUUGUUUACGUUGAUUUCUUUUUUCAAUAAAAUA